Molecule: messenger RNA, 523 nt
Organism: Lottia gigantea (owl limpet)
Lineage: Eukaryota; Metazoa; Mollusca; Gastropoda; Lottiidae
Exons: 5
Coding region: 105-488 (127 amino acids)
Biological process (GO): ribosomal large subunit biogenesis; cytoplasmic translation
Cellular component (GO): ribosome; cytosolic large ribosomal subunit
Molecular function (GO): structural constituent of ribosome
Source: RefSeq, a predicted model, not a curated record
AAAGGCCAUGGAUGCCGCGUACAUGGUGUGAUACAUCGCGGAUUUUAAUGCCAACUAUUGUCGCAAACUAUCUCAGGCACAUUUCCUCUUGUUUAGCCUAAAAAAUGUCGGCUGCUACACAGAAAAAGGAGGUGAAGGUACCAUUCACUAAAGCUUACAAAAGGUUAUUUUGUAAGGCUGUAUUUGUCGGAUACAAAAGAGGUUUAAGAAGACAAUAUGAAAGCACAUCUUUAUUAAGAAUUGAUGGAGUCAACACAAAAAAAGACACCAGUUUUUACUUGGGAAAGAAAUGUGCUUAUGUAUACAGAGUUAAAAAAACUACUUCAACCCCUGGUAAAAGAGCAGAACAUAAAGUAAAGGUAAUCUGGGGCAAAGUUACUCGACCUCAUGGAUGCAGUGGUACAGUUAGAGCUAAAUUCAGGACCAAUUUACCUAGUAAGGCUAUUGGACAUAGAAUCAGAGUGAUGCUGUACCCAUCCAGAAUUUAAAUCUUUAAAAAAAUAAAAUUAAAAAAACUCAAUAA